This is a messenger RNA of Budorcas taxicolor (takin), 837 nucleotides long. RefSeq names its product interferon-induced transmembrane protein 3-like. The coding region runs from base 101 to 493 and encodes 130 amino acids. Gene Ontology annotation, cellular component: plasma membrane. Gene Ontology annotation, biological process: negative regulation of viral genome replication; response to interferon-beta; defense response to virus. The transcript has 2 exons. NCBI's taxonomy places the organism in Eukaryota, Metazoa, Chordata, Mammalia, Artiodactyla, Bovidae. The record is from RefSeq and is a predicted model, not a curated record.
GCCCAGGAAAAGGGAACUUAGGAGGAAUCGAAACUCCUGGGUAAAGGAGGGUCCCCCGAGUGUGUGCUGGUAUUUGUACCACAGAUACUCCGUCUCCACCAUGAACUGCACAUCCCAGCUCGUAUUCACUGGGGCCCACGGUGCGGUGCCCCCAGCCUAUGAGUUGCUCAAGGAGGAGCACGAGGUGGCCGUGCUGGGGGCGCCCCAGAGCCCGGCGCCCGUGACGACCACGGUGAUCAACAUCCGCAGCGACACCGCCGUGCCCGACCACAUCGUGUGGUCCCUGUUCAACACCGUCUUCAUGAACUGGUGCUGCCUGGGCUUCGUGGCAUUCGCCUACUCUGUGAAGUCUAGGGACCGGAAGAUGGUCGGCGACAUCACUGGGGCCCAGAGCUACGCCUCCACUGCCAAGUGCCUGAACAUCUGCGCCCUGGUCCUGGGCCUCCUUCUGACUAUCGUCCUCAUCAUCCUUGUGUCCACCAUCUCCCUGUGAAGAACCUCAGCUACUCCAUUUUGUUAAAAGGAAAACUCCAUUUUGUAAGGUUCCGGGAAAAAAGAAAUCCCCUGACCUUACUCCACUGCCCAUGAGCCAGUUGGACCCCAGAUCAAAAUCUCCUGACUUAACUCUCAGGAACUUGUGGUCUACCUAGACAAUAGGGACCAAUCAAGAACCAACACAUAAUCCUUCGAAAGAAAGUGACCAAUCAGACGUCCCCCUACCUAAAAAUCCUUUUUUCCAUGUAUACUCCCUAUAUAAGCAAUGAAACCCAGAGCUCGGGGCUCCUCCCUAUAGCUGCUGUGUCGGUAUCGGUGGGAGCCCCAGCUCGAGCUUGGUAA